AUGCAUAUGGAAUCUACUGUACGCGGAUGGAAUCGAUUUUUAACAAAAAGAGGGGGGUGCUUCGCCCUACGGAACCGGGCCGUGGGGACCGGCGUUUCUUCCAGCGGAGAUGAGCCAAACCCAUUCUCCUCCGUGCCCGUGAAGCGCAAGCGUUCGGGUAGAGGAGGAGGAGGAGGAGGCGGAGGAGGGAGGAACGGAAGCGAGCGGCGUAGGAGCCGCCAUCGAGGCAUCCGCCGAAGCCACUUCGACUCUUCGAGCGAGAGCUCCGACGAGGGGGGAGGGUUCGCCGACCACGACCAAGGCUUCGACCGCUACCAGCGCAAGACCCACGAACGCGAGCUGGGCUCCAUCCAGCCGAUCAACUCUUUCGGGCCUACCCCGGCGGGAGGCGGCGGCGGCGGGGGCGGGGGCGGCGGCGCGGCCGGCGGGGGGAGCAGCGGCAGCAUCGUGGACAAGGCGAGCGCGAGAGAUCUGCUCCGGGCGGACGUCAGCCCCAUGGAGAUCGACCCGAGCAUCACGUUCGACUCCAUCGGCGGUGGCAAGAAGCACGUGCGGAUGCUGAAGGAGAUGGUCAUGUUGCCUCUCGUCUACCCUGAGCUGUUCGAGGGCUUCGGCGCCAAGCCCCCGAAGGGGGUUCUGUUCUACGGGCCCCCCGGCACAGGGAAGACGCUGACGGCGCGAGCGUUGGCCAACGCGUGCAGCAAGAGCGGGCACCGCAUCUCAUUCUUCAUGCGCAAGGGCGCGGACUGCCUGUCCAAGUGGGUGGGGGAGGCCGAGCGUCAGCUACGGCUCCUCUUCGAGCAGGCACGGCGGCAUCAGCCGUCGAUAAUUUUCUUCGACGAGAUCGACGGGCUCGCCCCGGUCCGCAGCGUCAAGCAGGACCAGAUCCACGCGUCCGUCGUGUCGACCCUGCUCGCCCUCAUGGACGGCCUGGACAGCCGAGGGCAGGUGAUCGUUGUAGGCGCUACCAACCGGCCGGACAGCCUGGACCCCGCGCUCCGACGCCCGGGGCGAUUUGACCGGGAGCUCGCCUUUCCCCUGCCCACGCGCAGGGCCCGUCGCGACAUCCUGAGGGUGCACACGAAGGAUUGGAAGCCGCCCAUGGACCCGGCUCUCGAGGAUGAGCUCGCCGAGCUCACCGCCGGCUACUGCGGCGCCGACAUGAAGGCCCUGUGCUCGGAGGCCACCCUGCUGGCCGUCCGACGGCGUUAUCCACAGAUCUACGCCUCAAAGGAGAAGCUGCUGCUCGACGCCAAGUCCGUCAAGGUGACCCGGUCCCACUUCCUGGGCGCCCUCCGCGGCCUGACGCCGUCGUCCCAGAGGGAGGGGAUCAACCCGGCCCGUCCCCUCCCCCCGCAUCUAUCCGCCCUGCUCUCGGACUCUCUGGCCGUGAUGUCGGAAACCUUGCAGGUCCAGUUCCCGCAAGGUUCUUAUGGCAAAGACCUCGGAGGCGGCGCCUCCGACAACGGAGAGGGCGGCGGCGGCGUCGACGACGAGGACGACGAUCAUGAUCACAGCUGGUCGGACGACGAAGACCAUUCCUCCUCCUCAUCCUCUUCGUGUGCCUCUUCCUCCUCCUCCGAUGACGACGACGGGGGGCUUGGGGGUGGGAAAAAGAAGAGGCGGCGGGGGGGAGGGCAACGCCGCCACCCGCACGGGGAAAUCGCGGGGAUGCCGCCGCUGGGUGGUGACAACCCGGCGUUGUCCUUGGUGCCCGGCGGGGGCGUCGUCGGCAAGCAGGCGGGACUGCGAAUCAGCGGCGGCGGCGGGGGUGGGAAGGGUAGGGGGACGGAAGCCGGGGUGGGAUCGACUUGGGUCCACCGCCCUAGGCUCGCGCUGCACGGGCCCCCGGGGUGCGGGCAGACCCAACUAGCGGCCGCGGCCCUCCACCUCCUGGACGGCGUCCCGGUGCACUCCCUCGCGCUGCACAGCCUGCACGGGGACCCGUCGAGGACGGCGGAGGCGUCGCUGGUGUCCCGGUUCGUGGAGGCCAGGCGCAACGUUCCCAGCGUCCUGUACCUGCCGGGCGCCCACCAGUGGUGGGACGGCGAGGACGCGGCGGUCCACCCGCACCUCAGGACUCUGCUGAUCAACCUGCUGGACGACAUUCCCGACACGUGGCCGAUCCUGGUGGUAAGCACCUGGGAGACCAAGCCCGAGGAUGGAGGGAAUGGAGGAGGGGGAGGGGGAGGGGGUGGCGCGCUCGGAGACUACGUCUACAAGAUGGCAGCGUCAGCCUCACGCUCAGGCAGCAGCAAACAGCUCAUCAGCGCCCUGCUCGGAGGUAGCCGCGGCGAGGAGGGGCCGUGGGGCCUAGGGGCUAGCGGCGCUUGGGGCGGAGGGGGCGCCGCAGGAGUCGGGGGUUCGGUGGACGGAGACGGAGAGGAGGGGGAGCGUGUGGGGUGGAACGGGGCGAUAGAGAUGGCCCUCACCGGGGACAAGCAGAGAGAGAGCUUCGUACAAGAGAUGCUGUCGACGCUGGCUGAAACUCUAAAAAAGGCUUUUUGCGCCCGGGGGUCUAGAGGCGAACGGGCCAAGAAGACCCCUCCGCCACCCCUGCCGCUGGCGCCACUUCCCGAGAGACAGGAGGAACGGGAGGAACCGGAGGACGAGUCGCUGAAGAAGCAGGAAGAACACUACCUCCGGGAGCUUCGCAUUUGCCUUCGAGAGGUUCUCGGCGAGCUCCGGAAAGACCGGAGAUUCUCCAUGUUCAAGCAGAUCGGAGAUUACGAGGGCGAGUUCAUGGACCUGAAUGGUAUCAGAGACAAGCUCAACGCCGAGGAGUACGUCACCCUGGACGACUUCGAGGAGGACCUCAAGCUCAUGGCGGAGGAGGCCAAGGAGGUCCGCGACAGGCUCAAGGCUAACCUGGCCCGCGCCGAGGCGAAUGCGUCCGCCCUGGAGGGCGCAAGAGGCGCAGCGGCCGGUGAAGUCGGUGGUGGAGGGGCGCCGGGGGGAGCGGGGCGCGGUAGCGGCGGCGGCGGCGGCAGUGAUGACGUGGGUCUACGGCGAGCGCUGAUGGAGGUGGACAGGGCGACCAAUCAACUGGCAAGGGCGGCGACGGCGGUGGACAUGGCGUGCUUCUUGAGGGAUGCGGCUCUGUCUUUCCUUCAGGAGGCGGGGGGAAGAAGCAGCCCCACCAGCGGGAAGCGGUCCGCAACCGCCGCCUCCGCCGGCGGCGGUCGCGGGGACGGCGGCGGCGGUGGUUCCCGGUCGGCGGUUGCCCCAAACUACACGUCGGAGAGCGUAAUCGAGGACAUCUACGGCGGGGUGGCGGCCCAGCAGACGGGGACCGGGUCCCGGGACCGCGCCACGAGGGCCUCGAGGAGAUCGGCCAGUUCGGACGGGCGGUUCGUGCAGCUGGGCGACCGUGGCAAGCUCUUGGAGCAGGGGACGGAGGUUGAGGUCGUGCCGCCGCCAGCGAAGCGCGCCGCCCGCCAGCAACGCUCGCCCGCGAAGCGCAGAGUCAUGUUCGACAAGGGUGAUGGCGAAGAGGGAGGAGAGCAAGAAGGGCAUGAGAAGCAGGCGCCGCCGGCGCCGGCCGUGACGGUGUCCACGGCGGAAGAGCGGGGAAAGCUCGGGGAGGGAGAGGUCCGAGGGCAGGGCAACAGCGCGCAGGAGGCGACGACAUCCGCCCCGGCCACGGUCGAGCCGCCGCUAGCUGCUUCUGUCGUGGAUGGCGGCUCCUCCAGCGAGGGCAGCUGCACGACUCCCGGCAGUAACGCGGCGGUGGUGGCGGCGCCAGCGCCGGCGGCGUCGAAGGACGUGACGGUAGCCACGGCGCCGGCGCCGACGGUCGCUACCACGCUCCCCGCUCUCCACACAGCGCACGGCGAUGACGAGGAGCAGCAACACGGAGACGACCAGGCCGUUUCCAGCGCCACCAACCCUGCGGCGGCGGACGAGGCGGAGGAGGAGCCGCGGCCGGCGCUCGUGGUCCCGUCUCCCGAGGCCGCCGCCAACGGCAGUGCCGCCAACGUUAACCUAGGGGCUGCUUCAAUCCCCAGCGGGGCCGCUCCUAGUGUCGCGGCCGACGCAGCAGCAGGAGGCGCGGGGUUGGAACAACGCCGGCAGGAGGACCUCACCCAGCCAGUAGCGAGGGCGAAGGAGGCGUUCCCGCUCGGGGUUGCGGCAGAUGGUGAUGGGGACGCGCUCAUGAAAGACGCUCCGGCGGCGGCGGCGGCAGCGGCUGCUGUGGACGCCGGGCCGACGACGCAAUCGAGCCAGAUCAGCGGCUCGACAUCCCUUGGAGGCCCGGCAGGGGGUGAUGGCGGUUGCGACGGCGGUGUUGCAACGGCCCUGGCGGCCGCGGCGACGGCGGCGAUGACGGCGGCGGCGGCAACGGCGAUGGUAGCCGUGGAUCCUCCGGCGGUAUCGUCAUCAUCAUCGUCGUCGAACGGAGCUCCUUCGGCGGCAGCCAAGGCGCAAACCGAGACCGUAGCGGCGGAGGAGGUGGUCAAGGCGGCCACGGCGGCGGCGACGCGCCAGCAAGCCAAGGCCGACCGCAAGCGGGCCAAGCGGGCGUGUGAGGGGGCCUGCACCCGCCUCCUGGAGACGCGCGCCUCCGUCGCCGCCAGGACGCGCGGGUGGUCCGUCGAGCAGCUGCUGGCGCUGCGAGGAGGGACGCUCGAGCUCGGGGCGGCCCUCUGCGGGCGGGGCAUGCCCCGGGCUAAGGCGGCGUCGGCGUCGGACGCGGUUGACGUGGUGCUGCGCUACAUCGACCGGCGCUUGCCGCGAUAA
Messenger RNA from Ectocarpus siliculosus, 4740 nucleotides. The record is from the annotation of a GenBank genome assembly. Lineage: Eukaryota; Phaeophyceae; Ectocarpales; Ectocarpaceae.